GUGUAUACAACAGUUAGUUGAUAGACAUCUUCUGGCAAGAUGGCGAAUGCUGUGAUGAUCCACAACAUCACACACAGUGACCUACUGCUGGCGCUACAGUGCAACGACGAAGAAUGGACUGCCCAGUCCAAAUCUCGCACACAAACUGUUGGCGUGGAGAAGGGGUUGAUGGGAAGACCCCAGUAUGCAAUGUUUCAGCCGAUCACUAACAAGGUGUUGAGGGGUAUAAAGAAGCAAGGUGUGGUAACUUGA
Molecule: messenger RNA, 252 nt
Organism: Sphaeroforma arctica JP610
Lineage: Eukaryota; Ichthyosporea; Ichthyophonida
Exons: 1
Coding region: 40-252 (70 amino acids)
Source: RefSeq, a predicted model, not a curated record